Syzygium oleosum is the source of this 408-nucleotide messenger RNA. RefSeq lists its product as uncharacterized. The record is from RefSeq and is a predicted model, not a curated record. Lineage: Eukaryota; Viridiplantae; Streptophyta; Magnoliopsida; Myrtales; Myrtaceae. The coding region runs from base 1 to 408 and encodes 135 amino acids. The transcript has a single exon.
AUGACUAGUCUAGAGACUAGCCUCGCACAGUUCGGACAUCAGCCUUCACUUGCAGCACUCGAACCGUCAGUGGCUGAGCCUGAUCCGGAGGAAUCACAGGUAAGGUAUGAUCCGAUGGAUGUGGAUCUAGACGCAGUGCUAGAAGAAGAACCUGAAGAAGAAGAGCCCGAAGGAGAGCCUAAGGAGGCCUUAGAGGAGGAACCAGCAGAAGAUAUAGAGUUAAAACCAGAGGAUGAGCCAGAGGAAGAGCCAGAAGAGGAGUCUGAAGAGGAGGAGCAGAUUGAGGUCCCGUUAGAGUCGGGUGAUGAGGACAACCCGAUUAAGAUCGAGGCAGACUCUGAGCCCUCAGAGGAGCAGGUGGCUCAGGAGGAUUCAGACUCGGGUUCUGAAAAGUCUGACUCGGAGUAG